This is a messenger RNA of Brassica rapa (field mustard), 2086 nucleotides long. RefSeq names its product protein trichome birefringence-like 33. Gene Ontology annotation, cellular component: Golgi apparatus. The record is from RefSeq and is a predicted model, not a curated record. Gene Ontology annotation, molecular function: O-acetyltransferase activity. Lineage: Eukaryota; Viridiplantae; Streptophyta; Magnoliopsida; Brassicales; Brassicaceae.
AAAAAAAUAUGGAGGACUAAAGUAAAGACAAUGAUAUGUCAUCUUUACAAGUCUAUCAAUGUAUGAAAACAUCUCAAGGACACUUAGCUUCAAAGCCAAGUGUAGUUAUCUUCCUCACCUCCAUCAAUCAUCAUCUUAUAAGAUAAAGAUGCCAUAUUAUUUAGCUAAGAAAACCUUGCUAAUUUGUCAGUUAGAUAUAAAUGAAUUAUAUCUUACGAAAACAAAGCAUCAGUUAGGAGACAAGACAACCACUCUCUUGCGUCAACAUUUACCUAUUCAUUACCCUAAGUAUCAUUAUUAUUAUUUUGCUAAUUCCCAAAUUUUCUUCGCCAAAUAUAAUCAUAACCAUAUUAUAAAUGACCUAAUCAUUGUACGUUACACAUCUUUAGUUUUUUCUUGAAGCAAUUCCAGUAUAAGUUAUUUUGGCUUCCUCCUUCCACAUAUUAUUUGCAGGUUUCAGUAGAAUGAGAUCAUCAAAACCCCAAAGUGUUCAUUUCUUAACAUUUUGAAUACUGAAAUCACAUUUAAAACACUCCAUUCUUCUCACUGUUCUUCAAAUCCUAAACAUGAAACCUUCAUCACCAAUCUCCUUUACCUCUUCUUCCCUUGCUCCUUCACUUCCUAGAAAACACCGUCUCUCUCCUUACCUCUUCACACUCUUAAUCUUCAUCUUCUUCGUCUCUGUUCUCUAUGGAGAAGACUUCAUGUGCAUCUUUGGCCAGCUUGAGCCCACUUUUUCCCUACGGCCCUCUCAAGCAACUGAAAAGAACAAGAAACCACAGAAGCUCGCGUUUGCUAUCGGUAAAACAGAGGAAAACUGUGACGUGUUUAGUGGCAAGUGGGUGAGAGACGAAGUCUCCCGACCACCGUACGAGGAAUGGGAGUGUCCGUACAUUCAACCUCAGCUUACAUGUCAAGAACACGGUCGUCCCGACAAAGACUACCAGUUCUGGCGGUGGCAACCCAACCACUGCGAUCUCCCCUCAUUCAACGCCACGCUAAUGCUAGAGACACUGAGAGGGAAGAGGAUGAUGUACGUAGGAGACUCACUAAACCGUGGAAUGUUUGUAUCAAUGAUUUGUCUUCUUCAUCGUAUCAUCCCUGAAGAUCAGAAAUUCAUUAAAACUACUGGUUCACUCACUGUCUUCACUGCCAAGGAGUAUAACGUGACGAUUGAGUUCUACUGGGCACCGUUUCUUCUAGAGUCUAAUUCAGACGAUGCAAUAGUUCAUAGAAUAUCAGAUAGGGUUGUGAGGAAAGGCUCAAUUAACAAACAUGGUCGUCACUGGAAAGGCGCUGAUAUAAUCGUCUUCAACACUUAUUUAUGGUGGAUGACUGGCUUGAAGAUGAACAUCUUGCAAGGAUCGUUUGAUGAUAAGGAGAAGGUUAUCGCAGAGGUAUCGACUGAAGAUGCGUACAGAAUGGGGAUGAAGAGUAUGUUGAGAUGGGUGAAGAACAAUAUGGAUCGUAAGAAAACUAGGGUUUUCUUCACAAGCAUGUCUCCAACUCAUGCCAAGGGCAUAGAUUGGGGAGGUGAGCCAGGUCAGAACUGCUAUAAUCAGACAACACUUAUAGAAGAUCCAAACUACUGGGGAUCAGAUUGUCGGAAAAGCAUAAUGAAAGUGCUUGGAGAAGUGUUUGGGAGAUCGAAAACACCGAUAACGUUACUAAACAUAACGCAAAUGUCGAACUAUCGGAGAGAUGCGCACACAUCGAUAUACAAGAAGCAAUGGAGUCCACUGACGGCGGAGCAGCUAGAGAAUCCGACGAGCUAUGCGGAUUGUGUACAUUGGUGCUUGCCUGGCCUUCAAGAUACUUGGAAUGAGCUCCUCUUUGCUAAACUUUUCUAUCCUUGAGAGAGACGACACCGUUUUGUCCAUUGAGAGAAACGAUACCGUUUUUGCCUUUUGAGUUUGGCGAGAGACCUAUACUCUGUGUAUUCAUUGAAUUUAUGGCUUUGAUUGGUGACAUGAGUUAGAGUUGAUUUAGUUUGAUUUAGGGUUGUAACUCAAAAAUGUUACCAAUCAUACAUUAAUUUAAAAUUUUUGAUUUUAAGUUUGAGUUAAUAUAUGUUAUGAUUGCUGUA